Molecule: messenger RNA, 717 nt
Organism: Coprinopsis cinerea okayama7#130
Lineage: Eukaryota; Fungi; Basidiomycota; Agaricomycetes; Agaricales; Psathyrellaceae
Exons: 5
Coding region: 1-717 (238 amino acids)
Cellular component (GO): membrane; endomembrane system
Source: RefSeq, a predicted model, not a curated record
AUGGCCUUUUCUGCGUUUAGAGGGCUUUUCCGGCUGGCCUCUGCAGGGGCUAUGAUCACUGCUUUUCGUUCUCUGAACACUUCUGCAGUCGACGCAUUCAUUCGCAACCAGUAUGGAGGCCAUCUUCAAUAUUUGACCAUCCAAGGUCUCUUCAUUGCCAUUGCCACUAUGCUUAUCGGCGUCCUGACGGAUGUGAUUCCCCCUCUUCGUCAUGGCGGCCUAAUUCUGAGCGACGGACCAGCAUCUCUUCGCAGCUUCAGACGCAGCCUUUUCAUCGCAGCCAUGCCACUUGCAGUUAUUAUCUCGUCGAUUUACUGGACGCUACUCGUCUUCUUCCCCGACCUCAUCAUAGCUUCAGACGUCUCCGCCACCCCUGAACCCACCAGCUCUGAUGCAGCUCCAGUGCCCUUCCGCCUUCCGCUGUCUAUUGACCUAGGCCUUCAUGCUGUACCAGCGCUCUCGCUACUACUCGACUUCCUGGUCUUCGAAAAGAAGUACAGUCGCAAAGAAGUUAACAUCCAUGUACCUGUCGUGGUGGCUCUGUAUGCUGUCUUCUACGGACUCUGGGUGGAGCAUUGUGCAAGCCGAAACGGAAACAUUUUCCCCUACCCUUUCUUGACCCAGAACCCGUUAAAAGUUAGAAUUGUUAUCUACGCUGGAGCAGCUUUCCUCGCUUUCGGAUCGUUCAAGCUUCUGAACCGCGUCCACCCGCGUUAG